This is a messenger RNA of Bombyx mandarina (wild silkworm), 1204 nucleotides long. RefSeq names its product LETM1 domain-containing protein 1. Gene Ontology annotation, biological process: intracellular monoatomic cation homeostasis. NCBI's taxonomy places the organism in Eukaryota, Metazoa, Arthropoda, Insecta, Lepidoptera, Bombycidae. Gene Ontology annotation, cellular component: mitochondrial inner membrane. Gene Ontology annotation, molecular function: ribosome binding. The record is from RefSeq and is a predicted model, not a curated record.
CCACUGGGUCGAGAAAAGUGAGUUCCGUCUGGUUCUGUCUGGAAUUUAAAUUAUUUCUAACAAAAAAUGACGAUUCGACGAAUAAUUACGAUGUCUGGAACAAUACUACAAUACAAUCGUUCAGCUCCUAUAAUUAUUAAUAAUUUUCAACUAUUGAAUCAACCCAGAUUCACAACCAUAACAAGGCUGAAACACACAAAAGCACUGAGAAGUGAAAAGGAAAAAAUACGAACCUAUUUUGUACAAAGAUACAUUGAUUAUGUAAAGAAUUACACAAAAGUUCUUGAGACGAGAUUUCCAAAUGCAGUCAAAAUGUACAGAGUAUUUAGUGUUGGUAUCAAAGAUUUCUUAAGAGAUUUAAAAAUGUAUAUUACAUUGAGAAUAAAAGUUGCUAGGGAUCACGGUUUCUCGAAAAUGAGCCGACAAGAAAUUGAAUUGUACCAGAAGAUGCCAUCAGACAUGUUGAGAAUAGCACCUGUUUUGAUAUUGUCGGCUAUACCAUUUGGAAACUAUAUUAUUUUCCCUUUAGCGUUUUUAAAGCCAAGGACUUUGCUGUGUUCUCACUUUUGGUCGAUCCAGCAGAAAGUUGAAUUCUCCAGGCAAGAGUUAACAGAAAGACUACGUCACAAUAAGCCAGUAUUCAGGUCUUUACAGGCCCAAGUGGAAAUCAUCCCUGAUGGUGAUAUUAAAUUAAAAUGGAAAAGGGUGAUCGCUUCUCUUGGUUCUGGUGUUCAUCCGUCACCAAAAGAUGUGUUGGCUUGUAAAGACCUGUUCACGAAAGAGCCAUAUCAGUUGUCCAGUCUCAAUUAUGCUCAUUUAGGACAUCUACUGAAAAUGCAUGGCUUAAGAAAAUCAAUAUUCAGAACAAGCAAACUAAAGUAUCGAGCAUUCUUACUAUUAGAAAUGGACAAAGCCAUCAUUAGAGAAGGUGGUGUGAACAUUUUAAAUGCUGAGACUUUGAGAAACGCAUGUCACAUACGUGGAUUGAAUGGGAGCAAUCUCCCCAACCAGGACAUGAGGAAUUGGUUACAAAAUUGGCUGAGCGUUUCUGAAAAUAUUGAUAGGACAUCAUAUUCAUUAUUACUACAUUGUCCGAUUUUCUUUGCGUACAAUCAUCCACAGAAUUGGGUACUAAUUUAUUAAGGUUGCUAUUUGUUAAUGAAAAGUUGUUAAAAAGUGCCUAAUGUUUUUGUUGGUGAUGUUU